This is a messenger RNA of Ctenopharyngodon idella (grass carp), 6993 nucleotides long. RefSeq lists its product as uncharacterized. The transcript has 4 exons. Lineage: Eukaryota; Metazoa; Chordata; Actinopteri; Cypriniformes; Xenocyprididae. The record is from RefSeq and is a predicted model, not a curated record. The coding region runs from base 214 to 1140 and encodes 308 amino acids.
UCUAUUGUGCGUGGCUAAUGGCUACAGUAUUAGACUGAGCACAAUCUGUGAUGCCACAAUACGUUUUUAAAAAGUAAACAGUCCUUAAAAAAAUAAUUGCUAUGUUUUUCCCCUGAAUUGACUAAAGUUGAGGGCUAAAACUGUCAAUAGUUUAAUUGAAUGUGGCAUCUUUAAAGAGGACAGAGUGUCUUAUGCUGGCUUAGCUAACAGAACAUGUAUCUGUUAUACACUAUAAUAUCCGCACUUUUGUGCUUUUUGACAUUGAAAUGGAUGAAACGGAGGAGGUAUUGCAUGGACGUUAAGAGGUUAGAUGGAAAAACGGUUCUUAUAACAGGAGGAAACUCUGGUAUUGGGAAGGAGACGGCUGUGGCACUGGCUUUGCGAGGUGCUCGUGUGAUCAUCGCCUGCAGGGAUGAGGAGAAAGCGAGAAAGGCUGUUAAGGAGAUCAAAGCCAGGAGCCACAGUAUAAAUGUGCUACAUAUGGAGGUCGACCUGGCCAACAUGAGGUCAAUACGAGAGUUCUGCAAAACCUUCUUACAAAAGGAAAAGCGGCUGGAUAUUUUGAUCAAUAAUGCAGGUAUGCCCAGCGUUCUCGACUGGACCGAUGACAAUUUCUCCAUGUGCUUUGGCGUGAACCACCUGGGCCACUUCUUACUGACGAACCUUCUUCUGCUGCGGCUGAAAGAGAGCUCCCCAAGCAGGGUGAUCAAUCUCACCUGCUCCAGCUACAAGUACCAGAAGCUGGACUUCAAAGAUCUCAACUACAACCUGUUCCCGUUCUUCACUUACUGUCGCAGCAAGCUGGCCAACAUUUACUUCACACAGGAGCUAGCUCACUUGAUGGAGGGGAAAGGAGUGACUGCAUAUGCCGUUCACCCUGGUUACGUUCAGAGUAGCUGGACCUGUCAUUACUCAUUUCUGUACCGGAUCCUUGCACAGGUGGUGAUGUUCAUGUUUUUCAUUUCGUGUGAGGCUGGGGCGCAGACGGUGGUCUAUUGUGCCGUAUCAGAUGAGGUGCUCCCGCACAGCGGAGGAUAUUUCACUGACUGUCAGCCGGCUUCUCUGCGAGCCUUUGCUAGAGAUUCUGGAGUAGCAAAAAAACUGUGGGAGGCCAGUGAGAGACUAGUUAAGCUGGCCUGAUUAUGAUAUAUAUAGAUAAGGUAUAGAAUGUCUUUUUUUGUUGUUGUUUUCAUGUUUGAUAAGCAGACUGAUUCUUAUGUUAUUUAUGGAACACAAUGUUGUAAGAAUAUGAUUUUUAUGAGAGAAUGGUUUGAGAUUUGACUGCGUGUUUAGAAAGUUUUUUUUUUUUUUACUGCAUAAUUUAUUUGGUUGCGACUGAUGUGGUUAUGCAACACGCAGUAUUAAAUGGACUUCACAUUUCUGGGUUCUCAGAAACAGAAGUCGUCACAGUCGGGUAAACUUCUAUAGUGGUGAAUGAUGACGACAGCAAAUAUAAAUUUCAUAUUUCCAAAAUAUCUCCAACAGCAAAAGUAAAAACCCAUGAUAGCAUUUCCACGACUUUCCAACAGAGAGAAAUCUGGGAAAAGGGUUUAUUAACUGCUUUAAUUAGCGAAGACAGCAAAUAGGUCACCACAAAUCCCAUUUAAGAAGAUGGAGGUUCGCCAUUUAUAAAUGCAAACAAAUGAAAGCCUGAAAGCACACAAAUCUAGCAGAACCACUAAUGUUACAUUAAUGCAUUUGGUAGACACUUUUAUCCAACGCAAUUUACAUUUGCUUUUGCAUUCAUACAUUUUAUCACUUCAUGUCAAAGGUGAAAUUUUGAAACUUAAAAAGAAAAACAUGCUCAUUUUUUUCCCAGGGAAGACUUUUUAAUUAAAAUGUGUACUAACGCCAACUGAAAAUAAAGGUAAAAAAGUGAAUUAAAAUGCAGAUUUCUAUUUGCAUCACAGUUUACUUCGUAGUUUACAAAUGUCUUAAAAAAUCCUCAAUGGCCAGACUGAUGCUAUCAUGCUUGCUGGUAUGUUGACUUCUACUCAAACACACUUACUUUUUCCAGGCCUGGAAAUGACGGUUUUAAAACUCCAUGAUAUACAGUAGAGUGCAAGAGUCGGGUUCUGGAAAUAAAUAUAUCAUUCAUUUUCUUAAUAGGGGAACUGAUUUUUAAUACCCUAAAAUAGACCUACUGUGGUCUACAAGGUUGUUCAUUUAUGGUAUAUGUAUUUGUUCAAGCCAUUAGCCUACAUUAUUUCAACUCAUUUUUAAAUAGUCAUGUUUAACAGUGGAAUUCCUGUUGAAAAACUACAUUUCCCAUGAUUCUUCAAAGGACUCUCACAAAAGAACUCCCACACUCUCCCAUGAAGCAGAGUCAAUCCCCCUAUGCUCUCAAACUAUUUAAAUAUUUGUAUACGUGUCAUUCUAUAAUUUAGGGUACAUUUCACAUCAGCAAACAAGUGUAAAAACAAAAUGGUUUCUCAAUAAGACAACUAUUGGUUUCAGUUUAUAUAUCUUAUAAGUGUAACUUAUAUGCUAGUUGCAAAGCUUAAUCAUUAAACACCAUUUUGAUAUUACAAAUAAAUAAAUGUUUUCCCUGGAUAAACUGUAUUCCAGUCAUACACUGAUUAAAGCUGCAAUAUGUAAAAUGUUUUGCAGUAAAAUAUCCAAAAACCACUAUGCCAGUGUUAUAUAUUUUGUUCAGUUGAGUACUUACAAUAUCCCAAAUGUUUCCAACUAUUUGUAAAUCGUGAGAAAAUUGCUAUUAUAACCAAGGCUCCGGGACGUGUGAGGAGUCACCUGUCAUUUGCGUUAUACCCGCGUUACCCUCGGUUUCCGUUUUAUUUUGUAGAAACCAUGGAAACAACAAAGACGCUUUAAUAUAUUACAUGUUUUAAUAGACAAGGGAACAACUGUUUGCUUACAUUUAUAGACAGAAAACUAUUGUUAUAUAGCUCAACAGGUUUAGUCUUAUUGUUUAAAUCUAAUUUUCUUGAUUUUUUGUGAGUACCAUGUUUUACCAUGCCUCAGAGAAAAACACUAUUUUGUGAAGUAGCUAACAAAGCAUAAUCAGAUGCAGCUUUAUUUUUAGUAACAGUAAUACAGAAUUUUCUCCACGUUUUAAAAUUAAUUGCAUGCCAUUUAUCAACACAAGCCAUCCAGUAUUUAUGAUUAUCUAAAAUCGAUCUAGCUUACUGCAGUGUGUCUCAAACAAGUGUCUCGCAGCAGGCACAGAGUAACGUUAUAACAUAAUUUUCAACACAUUAAAAUGUAUCUAAUAUGAUAAACAGUGCUGGUACCUCAUUCACUUGACCGGAAAGCGGAAGCACCGCCGGCGACUGUGGCAUAAUAAAAGUUCCGCUGCUCGUGAGGCGUGUGUUGCGCAAUCGCUCCAGCGGCCUCAUUCAGCUCCCACAACAUCCGGUCCUGCUCUGCUUCAUAUUAUAAUAACGUUAAUAAUCGCAUCCAUGAACAUGAUUUCUGCUCGAGUCCUAUCCCGAUUUAUUUCCACCGGCUGUGAGGUGAAGACCACAUGUCCCAAGAUUCCGGGCUCAAACUUCGCGUCAUCAAGCUACGCCUGUGUUUAGCACCUUAAGUGCUACAUUUUAGGUGACUCAAAUAUUUUUUGGUCUAUUCUGCCAUACAGUGACUAUUUUACAUUUUUAUUUUUUUGCAGAUAUUUGUGUAAAAUUCUAAGCAUUGUCACUAAGGACAAGAACAUUUUUUUAUUAUUUUUUUAUCAUACAUCUACUUUAAAGACUAUUUUGAUAGUUUUAAGAAUGUCAUGCAAAACUCCAGUCUUGUGGAUGUAAACUAUACCCUGAAAUAAUAUCAAAAGCAGCAGUCUAGAUAUUUAAAAUGUAAAGCAUCAGUCAAAACAUAGUUGACAAUGACAGUAACAUGGUUGACAGGUAAUAGUUAAUUUCACCAUUUUGCCUCUUAAUUUCAAUGGCAGGUCUUGUCUGGCUAACCAAAUGUUAUUUUCUUGAACAGGUUAACCUCACAUUUAAAUGUUUAUUUGAAAUAAAGUCAUAAAAAUAUUGCAAAUCAUAACAAUGUACCCAAUAUUGUUGAUGGGCAGUUAAUAUACUCCUUGACAAUAGGUCACUGGGGAUCAACUAUAGAAAAAAAAAUAUAUAUAUAUAUUUACCAUGUGUUCAAAAUAUCAAAUAACAUCACAUGGUUUUGGGAUAAACCAUUUUUUUUUGGUUUUUAUAGGGUGUUUGGUUGACAGAAGUUUUCCAGAAAUUAAUAAAAAAUAAAAUAUUUUCUAAUUGAAAAUAUUGUAUAUAAUAAUAAUAAUGUAAUGAAAAUUACAUUUAAACAAUCUAUUCUAUGGUAUUUAAAUUGUAGAAAUAAAUUUAGUGUAGAUAAUCUUGACUUUUAACAUUUUUUUUUUUUUAACUCAUGACCCACUCCAAAAAGCAAACAUUGCAAAAACUGUAAUUUAAGCAAAAUUUCAAGCAAACUGAAAAUCAGGGUGUAUAAAAUAUUGGUGAGAUUAUUGUAUGCAUCUUCUUAAUGGACAAAAUAUAUUUCUGAAGAAAAAAAAUGUACUCUAAAUUACAAACAAUGACCAUAUUGUUUCUCUAUAUUUAUAAAAUCUUUUUAAGUCUUUAAAUCAAAUCAUAGUUUUAUUUUCUCCAUCAUUUGAUUGUCAUUCACAAUGCUUCAUGGGAUUGUAGUUCUUUUUCUCAUUAAAGCCAUUAAGUACAGUCUUUGUCUUUUUGUCAGAUUUUCAAAUACUUUUUUGCUGAUAGUUUACAGUAUAAUGUGAUUCAUUUUGUAAAUGGAGAGUUUGGUUUCAAAUACUUUUUUUUUUUUUUGCUUGAUUAAAGAAACAUGCACAUGAUUCUUCAGUAUUUAAAUCAUCUCAUUUAUUUAUAUCUUUUGAACACGUUUGCUUAAGUCAGGGAAUACACAGAGCAUGUUUGAGAACAGAGCAAUAACAAGAGUAAGAAUCAUCAGAAAUCAAAGAGAACAUUAUCUUAUACAGAAAAAACAAAACUAACAGAGGGCUACUGUGAGAAAACUCAACUUCAGAGAAACUAUCCAGUACUGUUUCCAAUCAUAGAAAUGAUAUGACAAGUGGAAUGGAAACAGUCCUGUGCUUAAAGACGAACUGUGUUGUUGGUGCAGGUGGAAAUACUCUGGAUCUCUGUUAUCUACUGAGCUGUAUUGUUAAGUUAGUCAUAAAAGACUGAUAAAAGUCAAAAACAAUCCACUAUUUGAUUGGCCAUUCAGGUUUGGUGAGCAUCCGCAAAGCACAAACAGCAGAACUAAGUCAAUGCUGAUACAAAUUUAGCUUAAAGUGAUCUUGUAAAACCCAUGCAUAUUUAGCUAAUAUUACAAGUGCUUCUCUGAAGUCAAGCAGUCUCAUACUAAUGAGUAAUCUUAUAGUCGUUAAUAGAAAUAUCAGUCACCCUGCAUUGACAACAAUGAGCUUAAUACAAAAGCAUGCCGUAGAAAUAUCACCAUUUCCAUAAUCUUAAUAUCAUCGACAUUUCGUAGCUAUAGUCUUCGUCAUUUACACUGCCAUUGUCAGCAUCAUUUUGGGACAAAAAUAUUAUAUAUAUAUAUAUGCACUUAACAAAGCUGGUAAAACAGAUAAGAGAAAGGUUUAGGUAAACCAGCAUUCAAUAGAAAAAAUGAAAUCAAAAAGAGAAAUAACACCAAACCUAGUGUUCAAGUGACUGUCAUGCAAAGAAAUUCCAGCUGAAAUGCAAGUAAACUGCAGUUUCAAUACUGUGUGUCCUGUUUUAAUAGUGAUGUGCACUUUCACUCGUUAACAUGUUUAUUUCGUUGCUAAACACAGAGAAUAGUACACUUUUUACAUGCUGUUUUAUGAUUAGUAUUUUUUUGUCAUUUUGUCUUUUUUAAGGGAGUGGACUGACGUGAAACUUAUAUAAACACAGGUGAAGUCUUGCAUGAGAUAAAGCAUCCAAGAAUGAGACGCAACUGUAACAGAAGCAGAACACCGGAGCACAAACACACGUACACGUGCCUCACAGGGGUCGCUUUGUUUGAAAGUAUUUUGACUGGAUUUUAAAAAUUUCUUGUUUUUAUCCUUGUGAAAGUCGCUUCAGACAAUUUCUUUCAAAAAAUAACAACAAAAAAAAAAGAUCAGUAGUCAUCAUUGAUAUGACAUGUGGCUCAAAGAUAGUGAGUUUAAACAUGAAACAAAGUGUGCAACGCACACAAACUUAAGAAGCACGUAAAAAGUUGUGAUAAUAUGAUCAAAUAAAUAAAUACAACCUGAGGACACAAUAUAAGGUCAAUAAAAUAGUCACAUGACCAGGCAAUGAUAUCACGCUGACACGUCUGUUCACCAUGAUUACAAGCCUUCAAAAGUAGACUGAAACCAGCGUAAAGUUGCACAAGGUGUGACGUACACUUCAUAAACUAUUUCUUACCAUCUUCUGAAAUAUAAAACUAUUGCUGCUGAUUUCGACUACGAACCUUCACAUAAUUCUUCGAAAGGUCUUCAAACACCUUGCACUUUGCCCAUCCAAAGGGUAACACACUUUAAAAAGGGUAACAAAUUUUCACUCUCCUUAAAAGUCUUGCACACCGACGACAAAAUAUAUAUAAACUCUCAAAAAUAGAAUGAGUAAUAUAGAUAAUAGUCAACACCAUAUGUUGCGAAAAAAUAUAAAUGUUGAAAGAGCAAAAAAAAAAAAACUCAAAAGAGCAGAAGUAUGUAACUGUAUUCUAAAAAACUACCAAAAUCUUCAGCUUUUACCAAAUGAUUUGAACCAGCUGCUUUUUAAUGGCCUCCAAUAACUCUAUACCUACACUACUAGUGUAGAGAUACAAUAACCACUUUGCGAACAAACUCCUCUAAUGAUGUCAUUGGACGUCCAAAACUUUCCAUAGUCCUAAGAAAACACAUGAAUGAGGAGGUCAUCUGGUUUGCCUAUGACAUUGGCAUGUUCAGCUGAGGUAUGGCUUUUAUUCAGGUCGGUCCAACUGUACAGGUGGUUUUUAAUACCGCUGGUUCAGCUGAAGAAAUAAUGAAAAAAAAAAAAAAAAAUCUAAAAA